AUGAAUAAAAAUAAAGAAUCUGGAAAGCAAGUUUAAAAUAUCAAAGUAAAUGAUUCUAAUUCAAAUAAAAAUAAAGAAUUAUAAAAGCUUGUUUAAAAUAAUAAGAAUUUUGAAUUUUUAUCAAGUGGAAAAAUUAAAUGCCUUUUAACACAUCACGAAAUUUUACCAACUUUAUAAGAAUUUAACAACUAUCUUAAUGGAAAAAGCUAUAAAAAUGCAUUAGAAAGUGAUAUCGACUUUACUUAAUUUGAACCCUACAUCGUCCAGCAUAAAACUGAUAAGUAAAAUUAAUUCAUAGUUGUAGAAAUAAAUUGUUUUGUAAUUUGACCCGAUAAAAUAUUAGUAAAAAGAAAUCUGUAAUUCUCAAACAUGUUAAUGGAAAGAGAUAUAAAUAUUAUUUAUCCAGUAAUUCAAUUAUAUCUAUAAAUCUUUAGAGUACUUAGAGGAAUAAGCCAAAGAGGAGCAAGAAAAUUAAUAAGAAAAAUAAGAAGAUGAUGUCUAAAAUGAAUUAGAAGAGUUGAACAACCUAGUAAAUGAAGAGGAGUAGGAAGAAUAGCCAUAGAAACAAAAAAAUGGAAUUCUAAAAGGAGGAAAAAAAAUAAAUAAAAAAAUUUUUAAACAAUAAAAAGAAGAAUAGAUAGAAAUUGAAUAGGGAACAUAAAGUAAAUAGAAAAAGCCAUAAUAAUAAGUAAAAAAGUUAAAGAAUAAAUAAUAAAAUGCAUAAUUGGAAUGA
This is a messenger RNA of Paramecium octaurelia, 733 nucleotides long. The record is from the annotation of a GenBank genome assembly. NCBI's taxonomy places the organism in Eukaryota, Ciliophora, Oligohymenophorea, Peniculida, Parameciidae.